Xyrauchen texanus (razorback sucker) is the source of this 1626-nucleotide messenger RNA. RefSeq names its product NF-kappa-B inhibitor delta (gene nfkbid). Gene Ontology annotation, molecular function: protein binding. Gene Ontology annotation, biological process: regulation of gene expression. The record is from RefSeq and is a predicted model, not a curated record. Gene Ontology annotation, cellular component: nucleus. The transcript is spliced from 12 exons. NCBI's taxonomy places the organism in Eukaryota, Metazoa, Chordata, Actinopteri, Cypriniformes, Catostomidae. The coding region runs from base 116 to 1555 and encodes 479 amino acids.
GGACACGAUCGAGACUCGAGGAGUUGACAUUUAACAGAGCCUGGUUUGCAACUGACAUCAUUCAUUUCACCUGGAGUGGGAGCCAGAAAUUAAAGACAGCAAAAGGGAUUCUGACAUGCACUUUCAGAAAUCGUGUUACCCUCUGCCCACGGUGAAGAAACUCCUGGAGCAGAAGAGAAAGAGAGAGACCUCCUCAGCACCCCCUUCCUGCUCUACCGUGUCUUAUACUGCUGGUUGCACUGCAUCUGUCCCAGUUUCGACAUCAGUACAAUCUCCCACUGCUGAAGCCAGUGUAAGCUACCCAGAUAUGGGAGCAGUAAGAUACGACCAAUGGGAAGUGCCAAGCAUGCAUCAGCCCCAUUCUUCCCUUCAGCUCUGCAGCUCAUUCACCUCAUUCGACAGUUCCUCUGCUGCAUUAAAUUUACCCCUGACUGGCUACAGCACUCAACAGAUUCAGGACUGCCAGGAUGCCCAGACAACACAGCGAUAUUCUAUAACAGAGUGUCCUGUAACUGCAGCUGGGACUAAUAUGACUCCCAGUGUCCCCGUUCAGAGCUCUGGCUAUUGUUGGCCAUCUGUUUCCAGUGUAGAGGAUCAUGCAAGCCCAUACGUUGUCCAAGAGUUCAGGCCCCAGAUGGAUAUGGUCAAGCUACAGGAGGCUCGAGUAAUCCUGCAGAACAUGGAUUACAGUAGAACAACCUGGCAGGAUGAUGAUGGCGACACGAUUCUACAUAUAUACACUGCGAAAGGCCUGAGGGAAUAUGCUUUUGCUGCCGCAGAGAAACUUUGUGGACUGGGGAAGUUGGACUCCAAGGAACACAAGGGCAAGACUGCCUUGCUUGUAGCUGUAGCAGCCAAUCAACCAGAGAUAGUCCAGGAUCUUCUCUCACUUGGCACCGAUAUCAGCGCCAUUGACGUCAAUGGCCAGACUGCACUUCAUCUGGCUGCCACCUAUGGUUUCCCCCGAGUCAUGCAGGUUAUUCUCUCAUCGGGACUCCGAGUGAACUUGGAAACUGGCAAUUUUGAAGGUCUGACUCCUAUGCACUGUGCAGUAAUUUCUCACUGUGGCACAAUGAAGGCUAUAAAUGCCUCUUCCUCAUCCUCAACAUGGCUAGCUGAUGGCAGUCUACAGACUCAAGCAGAAGAUAAACUAAUGUGCUUGCGGUUACUUAUAAAUGCUGGAGCCUCGGUACUCAGCCAGGAAAUCAAAAGCAACAAGACAGUUCUUCACCUAGCCGUGAAGGAGGGGAAUAUCCAUCUUGUGCGAUUCCUCCUGAACCUCCAAAUCUCCGAUAUGCAGGCUUUCAUCAACAUGAAAGCUCACGGGCACACAGCUCUGCACAUGGCUGCUGGGCUGCAUGGAAGCCCCCAUCAGGAGGAACUGAUCAGACUGCUGCUGAGUCGUGGAGCUGAUCCCAGCAUCCGCAACUUGGAGAACGACCAGCCAGCUCAUCUACUGCAGAGUGGAGACAAAGGAGAGAGACUCAAGCUAAUCUUGAAGAAGAAAAGUGCCUCUUCUAGGCGGCGAUAUACGUCCUUACAGGACCUAGAGUGACUAGGACUACUUUUUAGUCCCAACGUACCCUACCUUCUCCAACAGAGCUAUAACCAUCUGGAUCAUACUGG